AUGGAAUCAGAGGAAAGAAUAGAUGGAGGCUUUGUCGAUCAAGUGGCCGAUUUGAUCGUUGACCCAGCGGAGGUUGGCGUCGAAGAUGAACAAAUUAAAGCUAGCACAGCCAGCGGCGGAAAGGGCCGCACUCUACGUGCGUACAAUGUCUUGGGGGACCCUGAGGUGAUCGUGGUUCCAGAUUUUGUAGGUGCAGCUGAAAUUGAGCAUUUGCUGAAGCUGGCUGAAAACGGUUGGGAGCCAUCAGAGGUGGGCUCCGGAGUGUAUCGUACAAAGAAUGAGGGGCAGGACUUGGAGAAUCAAGUCUCCAACAUUCGGACGUCCUACUCUUGCCUCAUUGAGCCUGGACAUAGUGACGUGGUGACUGCAGUUGAACUUCGUCUGGCAGCACUGGCUGACAUGGAUAUAAAGUUCCUGGAACCAUUGAACAUGGUGAGGUAUGCACCGGGGCAGUUCUUCAAAGAGCAUCACGAUGGACGUUUCCGUCCAAUCACCGUGUUUGUCUACCUGAAUGACAUCCCGCCAGGAGAGGGUGGCGAGACUUUUUUCCCCGAGCUGAAUAUGAAGGUCGUGCCUCGGAAGGGCUGCGCAGUGAUGUGGAAGAACAUCAUUGGCCCUCAACAAGAAGACCACAGAAUGGACCUCAAGGCUGCGCUUUUAGUCAUGUCCAUCAUGGUCGCGUCAGCGACACCAGCAUCACCAGCGGCACCAGUCCCGGGCGUACACGGACUCAGGGGCAAUACUGAGGUCAAUCGGUCAAACUCUUCAAGCCCGAGUGGCCACUUCAGCAAUCACUCAUCCUUGCAGAACUCUCUCAGCCCUGAGAAUUUGACAGGAUAUUUGCUGGAGGGGUUCCGCGCGUUUGCAAAAGCGCUAGGGAUGGAAUCGGCCUUCAACGAAACAACGAGAAGCGGUGAAUUUGCGAAGUCCAAGAACUGCCUUUGCAUUUUUGAUGUGGAUCGAACACUUACUGGAAAACAAGGAGACACUCGACGAUGCCCUGCCAACAAAGUCGUAGGUGGUUAUGAUGAUGCCUAUGGUGGAGGUGAGGUGACCUUGUCUCACUUGGGUCAAUAUGUUUGGGGCACGUGGUGUGGUCAAGAAUGUCAUAUUCGCGGCAUCAGUGCUCAUCAUCGUGCCCGCCCCAACAUUCCGGUUCCACAGAACGUGCUCAGCUGCAAUCGAGGCUGCAAGGCUGAGAAAGCAAGAAAGAUGGCUGAAGAGCUUGGAAUACGCAAAUCACAGGUCUACAUGUUUGACGACAAAGCAUCAAACAUACGCCCUUUCCAUGGGACAGGAAUGAAUGCUCAUCAGAUCUCCUGCUCCACUCGAGAUGGUGAUCAUGGUUUAUGUGGAGCAACAACUCGUGAGGUGAGGCGUGAGAAAGGAGUUUCAACUUGUCGGUGA
Durusdinium trenchii is the source of this 1407-nucleotide messenger RNA. NCBI's taxonomy places the organism in Eukaryota, Dinophyceae, Suessiales, Symbiodiniaceae. The record is from the annotation of a GenBank genome assembly.